Molecule: messenger RNA, 834 nt
Organism: Encephalitozoon intestinalis ATCC 50506
Lineage: Eukaryota; Fungi; Microsporidia; Unikaryonidae
Product: inorganic pyrophosphatase
Exons: 1
Coding region: 1-834 (277 amino acids)
Biological process (GO): phosphate-containing compound metabolic process
Cellular component (GO): cytoplasm
Molecular function (GO): inorganic diphosphate phosphatase activity; magnesium ion binding
Source: RefSeq, a predicted model, not a curated record
AUGACAAGCUACUCGACACUCAAGAUUGGAAAAAAGUACUCACCUGGGUUCAAGACGUACGUGACACAGAAUGGGAAGAUAGUUUCUCCGUUUCACGAUAUUCCUCUGCACAUGACAGAAAAUAGGGAAGUUAUAUCUGUGAUCUGUGAGAUCCCCAGGUUUGAAAAUGGGAAAUUUGAGAUCAAUAAAAAAGAGAGGUUUAAUCCAAUAAAGCAGGAUGUUAAGAAUGGAAAGCCAAGAUUUGUAAAGAAUGUCUUUCCUAUGAAAGGAUAUUUGUGGAAUUACGGUGCUAUACCACAAACAUGGGAGAGCCCUCAUGAGAUUGACAAACAUGUUGGAGCAAAGGGAGAUAAUGAUCCUUUGGAUGUCAUUGAAAUAGGAGGGAGGAAAAAGAAAAUAGGAGAGGUUUAUCAAGCAAAGGUCCUUGGAAGUAUUGCAUUGGUUGACGAGGAUGAAUGCGAUUGGAAGGUGAUAGUCAUUGAUGUAUGUGACGAAAAGGCCAAUGAGAUGAAUGACAUUGAAGAUGUACAGAAGAUGUGUGGAGGAUUACUUGAGCAAACCAAGUUUUGGUUUGAGAAUUACAAGGUCCCUGACGGGAAGGGGAAGAACAGUUUUGCCUUGGAUGGAAAGUACAUGAACAAAGAGUUCACUCUAAAAGUCAUCGGGAAUGCACACGAAAGUUGGUGUGGAAUGGUGAACUCCAAGGACAGUGAAGAUAUUUGUAAGGAGAAUUCCACUCUAAUGGAUAAGAUUGAUCCUCCCGCUAUCACUGGAGAAGAUUUGUCCGACUCAGAAAUUCCUGACUAUGUCAAUCAGUUUGAGUUCAUUAAAUGA